AUGUCAAUCAUUGCUACAAUUCUUACAAUAAAAGAGACUUUAUUUUCUAAUGGGUUUCCUUGGGAGGAUUUUUUUUUCACUACGGCUUUAACUAUGGCAAUAUUGUUGGUUUUUUAUGAAGUUGCAAUAAACAACUACGGUGCAGAAAGACUUGACAUCCAUAAAGCACAGAAAUGCACCACCAUGCUUUCUUAUAUGGUUCUGACUAACGACACGUUCAGCUGUAUCUUCGGUUUGGCUUGUUUUAAGUCAGAUGUCGUUACUCAUACAUUUCUUUUUCUUCACAAUUGCUAUUCAUCUUGCCCAAUUGCCUUUUUUAGCUCCAUAAAAACGCCUCGCGUCAGUCUUAACGUCGUUGUAAUUAGUCUUGUAUUUGCUGAAAUGUAUUGUUUACGUGAAACAGCCUUGCCUCUGCUAACCUUCAAGUCGACACCAGCACCCCCAGCAUCACCAUUUGAGGGUAAUGUCACGAGAAUGUUCAAAGAUGCCGUUGAUUACUGCAAAGUGACCUUUGAUGCUCUCCUCGACGUCCAUUGCUCUUCAUACGAAACUCCAAACCUUUUGGACGACGCCAUGCAAUCAGCUUCGCAAAUUAAAAGCGAGAAUGAAAACAAUGAGGAAGCCAUGGAGCUUAACGGAGAAGAAUGUAGCAUCGGUAUUGAACAAUGUCUUUCUCAACUUGACACAAGCUAUUAUUAUAUGAACCCUUCUCUUCUUGUUUUUUUCUGGGGUGUGAGAAACUCCCAUCCUGUUCUUUGGUCGUCUUUUGCCGUGCGAUCACAAUUAAACUGUAUUAAUUCCAGCUAUCAAUCACCUUGCAUGACAACCAAUCCCUCUUGGAUUGACUUGGACUGGCCUGAAUACUGUGCUUGGAUUAUGCUUAUGAUUAUCAUGACGGUUGUCAACCGCUAA
Mucor mucedo is the source of this 912-nucleotide messenger RNA. RefSeq lists its product as uncharacterized. The transcript is spliced from 4 exons. The record is from RefSeq and is a predicted model, not a curated record. The coding region runs from base 1 to 912 and encodes 303 amino acids. Lineage: Eukaryota; Fungi; Mucoromycota; Mucoromycetes; Mucorales; Mucoraceae.